Molecule: messenger RNA, 1638 nt
Organism: Monascus purpureus
Lineage: Eukaryota; Fungi; Ascomycota; Eurotiomycetes; Eurotiales; Aspergillaceae
Source: the annotation of a GenBank genome assembly
AUGGCGCUCACCCCGGUCGACACCACGCUCCAAGUGCCCCCUCCUGACCCUGUCAAAGAGCCUCCUGAGGUUGCCGUUACGCCCUGCGAUCCUUGGCCUGCGCCGUAUUAUUUCGAAGGUGGUCUGCGGAGGGUUAAGCCGUACCACUAUACUUACAACACCUACUGCAAGGAACGAUGGCGCGACAGACGGCUGGUAGAUAUCUUCGUGUCUGAGUUCAGGGAUCGUCCGCCAGAGUACUAUAGACAAGCAAUUGAGGCGGGCCAGGUUGCGGUUGACGGCAAGCCAGCAGGUCCGGAGACCAUCAUCAGAAACGGCCAAGUCAUUUCUCAUACCCUCCAUCGACACGAACCACCCGUCACCGGUCUCCCAAUUGGCGUCAUUCACGAAGACGAUGACCUGCUUGUCAUUGACAAACCGGCCGGUGUGCCGGUCCACUCGGCUGGAAGAUAUCAUUACAACUCGAUCGUGGAGAUCCUGCGCUCGGAACGCGGCCACCAGUUUCACCCCCGGCCGUGCAACCGGCUCGAUCGCCUGACGUCCGGCGUCAUGUUUAUCGGGAAGCAUCCCAAGGCUGCGGAGGCGAUGUCUGUCAAGCUGAAACAACGCACGCUGCAGAAGGAGUACGUGGCUCGCGUCAAGGGCAAAUUCCCGGACGGCGUGGUUGUCUGUGACCGGCCCAUCAUGCAGGUUAGCCCCAAGCUGGGAUUGAAUCGGGUACGCGCAACGGGGAAAGAGGCAACGACCAAAUUCCGACGACUGGCGUAUUAUCCUCCGCACCAACAUUCCAAGGACUCGUCUCAUACUACCCAAGAUGACGACUCUACCGGGAACGGUGAGAAGACAUCCGGAGCUGCCACACCUCCUGCGCUCGCCAAUGAAGACGAGGGCUACAGCAUUGUCCACUGCCUCCCUUUAACAGGUCGGACGCAUCAGAUCCGUGUCCACCUUCAGUUCCUGGGCCAUCCGAUCUCCAAUGAUCCCAUCUACUCGAACAGACGUGUCUUUGGGCCGGAUCUUGGAAAACACGAAGACACCGCAGAUCGGGACAAUGAAAUCAUCGACCGGCUGUCAACAAUGGGCAAGACAGAGGUUGCCGAUCCAGGAACUUACCGUACACAUCUCACAGCAGCACCUUCAGUGCCGCCGGGAACGGACCCUGCCAUCAUCGAGCAGAUCAUGUCGCGAGAGCACGAGGCUGCCGUGCACGAAUACCACAAGCGCAAGGGCGAAAGGCUAUCCGGUGAAAAAUGCGAUGUUUGCGGCACAGAACUCUACACUGACCCGGGCGCCCAUGAACUGGGUAUCUUCCUCCAUGCAGUCGCGUAUGCCGAUAAUGGCGGGGACUGGAAGUACCAGAGUAAGAUGCCAUCCUGGGCCCUGCCUCCGGAAGGCAUGGACGGUCCACGGGAGACGCCGGAUUGGGUUCCAGCGGCAGAAGGCGAGGAAAUUGUCAUCGGUGAUGGAACCAUGCCGCCGGGGUUAGGUGGUGAUGAUGUUGACGGGCCAUCCCAUAAGGAAAUGCCGGCUCUUGUUCGGGGCGUUGGUCUGGUAGAUAUCUCCUCAGCAAGGAGACAGCCAAAUGCCAGCCUAGAACAGGCACAGGAACAGCAAGAAGAUCAGUAUACAGCUGCAUAA